Molecule: messenger RNA, 1260 nt
Organism: Coccomyxa subellipsoidea C-169
Lineage: Eukaryota; Viridiplantae; Chlorophyta; Trebouxiophyceae; Coccomyxaceae
Exons: 7
Coding region: 1-1260 (419 amino acids)
Source: RefSeq, a predicted model, not a curated record
AUGGAGGACCAGGAAUGGAAAGUGGGCGAUCUGGUGUGGACGCGGGUUCCAGGGUACCCAUGGUGGCCUGGUCAGGUCAUGGACCCUGAGCAGGCAAGGGAAGAGGUCAGGCGAAAGCAACGAGAUGGCAGCUUCCUCGUGUGCUUCCUUGGGGACAAUGAGUACGGCUGGUACAGACCAGACAGCUUGGUCCCCUUCCAGGAGCAUCACGCUGAGAAGCUGUGCCAGAAAAGCGCGAAGACGAACAAGAAGUACAUCAAGGCGGUGGAGGAGGCACAGGAGAUCCAGGACAGGCGCAGCGGGAAGCAGCCGAAGACAGACCAUGAUCCCAUAGACUUCCUGGACCCCAGCACCUUCCCCAGCAGCGACUCAGAUGAUGAGCACAGCGGUGACACACCUUUGACUACUAAGGCUGACCUGCGGCCGGCCCCUCUGGACAAAGAGGAUGCAGAGCGUGUGCCCCCAGACCAGGCUCUGCAUUACCUGCAGGCAGCAGCGCGCGGUGACACAAGUGCUGUGUCCAAGAUGGGCAGAGACAGCGGGAUCCUGUGCAGGCAGGUGCUGUUCUCACUCAUGGUGAAGCACCUUGUGGUGGAGCAUGGACGCGCCUCUUAUGCACAGAAGAAGCGCCGGCGUGAGAGGCAACUGCAGAAGCACGUCGGAAAGGAGAAGAAGCAGAAGGAGCAGGAGGCUAAGGCAGUGGCAAGAGAAGGAAGCGGAGACACGAAAGUGGUCCCGCAGGAGUCAGCAGAGGAGGCCCCAUAUGAUGGAGAUGAAGCUGAGCCCACAGAUGAAGAUGUGAAGGAGCCUUCAGAGGAUGAGGAGGAUGCUGAUGGCCCCAACAUGCAGGAGCUGCAGGGUGUGGUCCUGAGGACCAAGCCAGCAAAGGCGGUGCAGUUCCUGCGCGAGCUGGCGCCCGACUAUGUGCCCGGAGCCAAGUCGCUGCGCCACGCGAGCAGCCAUGUGACUGAAGCGGCCGCCAUUCUACGCUAUCGCGAGAAGGUGUACCAGGGCAGCGCGCGAAACAAGCAGCAUGGAGGCAUCGCCGUCGGAGACGCGCUGCUGGAUGCGCUAGCUUCCCCAGGGCUGCGCGUGGCUGCCAAACAGCGCGCGGCCGUCCCGGGCCGGGACCGCGCGACGGCGGCCGAUGCCACCGCCGGGGAGGAGGCGCGCGGGAGGGGCGGCAAGCGGAAGCAGGGGGUGCAUGUGGAUCUCCCAGAUGUCAGCAAGGAGGGCAGGCGCGUCACUGGGCUGCCCUAA